CCGCUGCUUCUCUGUCUAUCCUCUUAUCCGACCGUCAGGUGGGCGACCUUCUCACUUCGCUCCUCUCAUGGCGGGUCUCCUCGCUCCCUCUUCCUCCUCCGCCGCCGGCGCCGGCGGACUCUAUGGAUCCACGCGUCGAACUCCAUCCCUCUCCGUCGCUCCUCUCUUUCCGACUUCGCUUCCCGUUUUUCACCGGAGAGGUCUCGACGGAGGAGGACGAGUUGGGUUUAAGAACCGCACCCGCCUUGUGACCCCCAAGGCCAUCGCCGCCACUGAGCUCGCCUCCACCGAAGAGGGAUUUUGGCAGGGGAAGACGCUGGCGAGCGAAAGCCAGCGGCCGGUCUACCCUUUCUCGGCCAUAGUGGGGCAGGACGAGAUGAAGCUUUCUCUACUUCUCAACGUGAUCGACCCCAAGAUCGGAGGCGUCAUGAUCAUGGGCGACCGCGGCACCGGCAAGUCCACCACCGUCCGCUCGCUGGUCGACCUUCUCCCCGAGAUUAAGGUGGUCGUGGGUGACCCCUUCAACUCUGACCCCGAGGACCCCGAAUCCAUGGGCAUGGACGUCCGUGAGCGUCUCGUCCGCGGAGAGCGGCUCUCUGUCGCCUCCACCAAGAUCACCAUGGUCGAUCUCCCUCUCGGUGCCACCGAGGACCGCGUCUGCGGUACCAUCGACAUAGAGAAGGCGCUCACCGAGGGCGUCAAGGCCUUCGAGCCCGGCCUGCUCGCCAAGGCUAACAGGGGCAUCCUCUACGUCGACGAGGUGAAUCUUUUGGACGACCACCUGGUGGACGUGCUCCUUGACUCCGCUGCCUCCGGAUGGAACACCGUGGAGAGGGAGGGAAUCUCCAUUUCUCACCCCGCUCGCUUCAUUCUAAUCGGUUCCGGCAACCCCGAGGAGGGUGAGCUCCGGCCGCAGCUCCUCGACCGGUUCGGAAUGCAUGCCCAAGUCGGCACCGUGCGGGAUGCAGAGCUGAGAGUCAAGAUCGUCGAGGAGAGAGCUCGGUUCGACAGUGACCCCAAGGGGUUCAGAGAAACAUACCAGGCUGAGCAAGAGAAGCUACAGCAGCAGAUUGCCUCGGCACGCAGCUCGCUUCCUUCGGUGCAAAUCGACCGUGAUCUUCGUGUGAAGAUAUCGAAAGUCUGCGCAGAGCUCAAUGUGGAUGGUCUGAGAGGGGACAUCGUCACCAACAGGGCUGCCAAGGCCUUGGCUGCAUUGAAAGGUAGGGAUAAGGUGACUGUGGAAGACAUAGCCACAGUCAUUCCCAACAGCUUGAGGCACCGGCUUCGGAAAGAUCCUCUCGAAUCCAUCGACUCAGGCGUGCUCGUCAUCGAGAAGUUCUAUGAGGUCUUUGGAUGAGCAACUCUACGAGGUAAAAUUUUCAAGAAUUCCAAGAACCAUUUGGAUGUUUUUUAGAUCAUUGUCACAUUGAUUUCUUAAGCUCUACAAUUUUAAGCUGUUAUAUUUUGUGGAGAGCGUGAUGGUAGAAGAAUUCCAAGAAUCAUUUGAAUGUCUUAUACAUCAUUGUCACAUAGAUUUCUUAAGCUCUACAAUUUUAAGUUGUUUA
Molecule: messenger RNA, 1565 nt
Organism: Zingiber officinale
Lineage: Eukaryota; Viridiplantae; Streptophyta; Magnoliopsida; Zingiberales; Zingiberaceae
Product: magnesium-chelatase subunit ChlI, chloroplastic-like
Exons: 3
Coding region: 68-1357 (429 amino acids)
Biological process (GO): chlorophyll biosynthetic process
Cellular component (GO): chloroplast stroma
Molecular function (GO): ATP hydrolysis activity; magnesium chelatase activity; ATP binding
Source: RefSeq, a predicted model, not a curated record